AUGAUGGCGGAGAAGAAUCGGAUUCAGUUCGCAAUGUCGUGGAUUAGCCGACAGCCUCCGAAGGUAAAAGCCUAUCUCGGUGUGGUUACGGCAAUGACGGUGCUCGUUUUCCUAAGGGUGACUGUCCAUGACAACGAAUACCUUUUCUUAGCUUCCGAGGCUGUCCAUGCCCUCGGAAUCUCCGUUCUUAUCUACAAGCUCACUAAGGAGAGGACUUGCGCUGGGAUAUCUCUCAAGACGCAGGAACUCACGGCUCUGUUUCUAGCCGUUCGAUUGUAUUGUAGUUUUGUAAUGGAGUUUGAUCUUCACACAUUGCUCGAUUCUGCUGCUUUCUUCACCACUCUUUGGGUCAUCUAUAUGAUCCGUCUCAAGCUUAAACCCACUUAUAUGGAGGAUAAAGACAAUUUUGUCAUCUACUACGUUGUAGUCCCAUGUGCUGUUGUGUCUUUCCUAAUACAUCCGUCAACACAUCACCACGUCAUAAACAGGCUAUUUUGGGCAUUUUGUGUUUAUCUUGAAGCUGUUUCAGUUCUUCCUCAGCUAAGACUCAUGCAGAACACUAAGAUCGUGGAACCAUUCACAGCACAUUACGUGUUUGCUUUGGGGAUCGCUAGGUUCUUGAAUUGUGCACACUGGAUCCUUCAGGUGUUGGAUACGAGAGGGAGAGUACUGACGGCAUUAGGGUAUGGAUUAUGGCCUGUAAUGGUCCUUGUCUCCGAAAUCAUCCAAACCUUCAUUCUUGCAGAUUUCUGCUAUUACUAUGUUCAGAGUUUAAUGGGUGGACAGCUCGUCCUUCGUCUCCCAUCUGGUGUGGUCUAA
This is a messenger RNA of Eruca vesicaria subsp. sativa (arugula), 819 nucleotides long. The record is from the annotation of a GenBank genome assembly. Lineage: Eukaryota; Viridiplantae; Streptophyta; Magnoliopsida; Brassicales; Brassicaceae.